Molecule: messenger RNA, 1365 nt
Organism: Colius striatus (speckled mousebird)
Lineage: Eukaryota; Metazoa; Chordata; Aves; Coliiformes; Coliidae
Gene: FEZF1
Product: FEZ family zinc finger 1
Exons: 4
Coding region: 1-1365 (454 amino acids)
Cellular component (GO): nucleus
Source: RefSeq, a predicted model, not a curated record
AUGGACAAUAGUGGCCACCACACGGCGACCAAAAUCUUAGCGACUCCUCCGGCCAGAGAAAGCCUGUCUGCCAGGAGCAACAUGAUCAGCACGCCCAAGCCCCUCGCCUUCUCCAUUGAGCGGAUCAUGGCGCGGACGCCAGAGCCCCGCUCCAUCCCCGUCCCGCAGCUCCUCCACGGCUCCGUGGCCAAAGGCGACCCCAAGCACCCGCUGCACCUCAACUCCUCCAUCCCCUGCAUGAUCCCCUUUGUCCCGGUGGCGUACGACCCCCUGCCCAAAGCGGCGGUGGCCGGAGCGGAACCCAGGAAGGCUCAUUUAGACUCCUCAUCCUCACCCUCCUUUAGCUGCGGCGAUCUCUUGAACUGUGCCCUGAGCUUGAAAGGAGAUUUCCCCCGCGAUGCCCUGCCCUUGCAGCAGUACAAACUGGUAAGACCCCGAGUGGUCAAUCACUCCUCCUUCCACGCCAUGGGAGCCCUGUGCUAUUUCAACCGCGGCGACAGCCCUUGUCACCCGUCCUCCAGUGUCAACAUCCACCCGGUGGCUUCUUAUUUCCUCAGCUCUCCCCUGCACCCUCAGCCCAAGGCUUACCUGGCGGAGCGGAACAAGCUGGUGCUGCCGGCCGGCGACAAGUACCCGGCGGGGGUGGCCUUCAAGGACUUAUCGCAGGCUCAGCUGCAGCAUUACAUGAAAGAAAGUGCUCAGAUCCUCUCGGAAAAAAUCGCCUACAAGACCUCGGAGUUCAGUCGCGGCUCCCCGAGCAGCAAGCCCAAAGUUUUCACCUGUGAAGUUUGUGGAAAGGUAUUUAAUGCACAUUAUAACUUAACUCGCCAUAUGCCGGUGCACACGGGAGCCAGACCCUUUGUUUGCAAAGUUUGCGGGAAGGGCUUCAGACAGGCGAGCACUCUCUGCCGGCACAAGAUCAUCCACACCCAGGAAAAGCCACACAAGUGCAACCAGUGCGGCAAAGCCUUUAACCGCAGCUCGACCCUGAACACGCACACGCGAAUACACGCCGGCUACAAACCUUUUGUCUGUGAAUUUUGUGGCAAAGGAUUUCACCAGAAAGGCAACUACAAAAACCACAAGCUGACUCACAGCGGGGAGAAGCAGUUCAAGUGCAAUAUCUGCAACAAGGCUUUCCACCAGGUGUACAACCUGACCUUCCACAUGCACACCCACAACGACAAGAAGCCCUUCACCUGCCCCACCUGCGGCAAAGGUUUCUGCCGGAACUUUGACCUCAAGAAGCACGUCCGCAAGCUGCACGACAGCGCGCUGGGGCUGCCGCGGCCCCCGGCCGAGCUGGGGGGGCCCGAGGCUCCGGCCCCGCUGCUGCAGGCUCCGCCGCCGCCGCUGCAGCCCUAA